ACCCGCAGCAGCAUCCGCCGCAACAUCCGCAGCAGCAUCCGCAGCAGCAUCCGCAGCAGCCACCGUUUCAGAGCAGUGGUGGGUUUGGGCUCAGUGGCAUGAACAGCCCAUCGGGGAGCCCCAGGAUGGGCGGCCCCCAGCAGGGACUCUUAAUGUCACCACGGAACCGAGGGAGCCCAAAAAUGGGGGCCAACCAGUUUUCACCUGGAGGCAUACACUCUCCUAUGAGCGGUAUUGGCAGCGGUGGAGGAAGUGGAGGAGGCACCACCACCUUCUCCAGCAGCUCCCUAAACGCCCUUCAAGCCAUCAGUGAAGGAGUUGGGAGCUCCCUCCCCUCCACCCUAAUGUCUCCCUCACCAGCCCACAAACCAGACAGCUCUCCCAGCAUCCACUCCUCCUCCUCUUCCUCUCAGCCCAGUCAGCCCGCCAAGCCCAGCCAAGAUGGCUCCAAAAGCCCAGCCGGAGGCUUAGGGCCUGGACCUGCUGACCAUCACCACCCGAUGCACCAUCACCACCAUCAUCCGCAUCCUCAGGCUGAGAGUUCCGGAGACAGACCGGACAGCCAGGCUGGUACCGCUACUAAAGAAUUUGGAGAGGGGAGCAAUGAGGCAGGGGUGGCGAGUGCCGAACCCCCUCGGAGGGUACCAGACAGUAAGGGGCAUAAGAAGUUGCUGCAACUGCUGACUUCUCCUGCUGAGGAGCUGGGAAAAGGGAAUAGUGGACCAACAGGACCUCCGGUACCACCCCCAACGACCGGCAACAAUACUCCUGCAGGAUCAGACAGUAAGGACCCCACCGGGGGCAUGACUAGCCCCUCGUCCACUGGGGUGUCCUCCUCUUCCUCAGCCAGUGCCAAUCCAGGCCAGGCGGCCGGGCAAGGGGGAGUGUCCACAUCGCUAUCCUCAGCCCACUACACCGGCUCGCUGCAAGAGAAGCACAAGAUCCUCCACAAGCUUCUUCAAAAUGGCAACACCCCAGAUGAAGUUGCUAAAAUCACAGCAGAGGCCACAGGAAAGGUGACACUUGGGAACCAGGAAGGCGGUGAGGUGGGGACGGGAGCGCCAGGGGCCGGGCCUGGGUCGAUCACAGAGCCUAAGCAGGAGCAGCACAGCCCCAAGAAAGAGAAGACCCAUGCCCUCCUCCACUACCUCCUCAACAAGGAUGACUCCAAAGAGCCAGCGGAUGUCAAACCCAAACUUGAAGAGCUAGAGGGGAAGGGACCUCCAGGGGCUGCUGGCGGCCCUUCACGAAACGGCCCUGGAUCUGGACCUGGUCCUGUACCGGAACAUCCUGAGAGCAAGAUCAAGUCCGAACCACCUGACGACUUGCACAACCUGGAGUCGAUCCUGGGAGAUCUGAGGGGCUCAAGCUCUGACUUUUACCCCGAUCAGGCAGGAAGUGGAGGGUCUAACGACACAGGAGCCAAAUCUCAGGGUUGCCUUGACGACAGCCUGCAGGGUAAGAUUUAA
Molecule: messenger RNA, 1469 nt
Organism: Paralichthys olivaceus (Japanese flounder)
Lineage: Eukaryota; Metazoa; Chordata; Actinopteri; Pleuronectiformes; Paralichthyidae
Source: RefSeq, a predicted model, not a curated record